AUGUCGCGGCGUGCCGGAGGCGGUCGGGGAAAAGCAAAGAAGGAUGACCUUGCUAAAGCUGCCGCGGAGGUCCUGAACAAUAUUAACGUCGCCCCGACGCCCGCGCGACCAACCACCUCGGGCGGCUUGUUGCGCGCCUCAGGCGAAGAUGGUGAUGUGGCAACCGAUAUAAAGCCCAAACAUCUUCUCGCCCUGAGCGGACAGGAAACCUCUCCUCCUCCAACAACAACGCGACAACCUCCUCCACUCGCUACCGAACAAGGUCUCUUCGCUAGCAGAGACGGGCCUCCCACAGCCGCAGCUGAGCCCGCCGGCAUCGGCCAGACUGGCGCAGGGCUGCUUGACGGCAUUGGCGACGAUGGUCUGUCUGGCGGCAGAGCCGACGUCGUAGACGGCGGCGGUGACGGCGCCGGCAGUCCCGCUGGCGGCGGAUGUGCCGAGGCCCGCCCAUCGGCGCUCAACACACCAUUACCUGUACCGCUAGCGGAUCAGCCCAAUUGGCCGCCGCGACGCAUCGCAGCGAUGAGCCACAUCGCGGCGGCGGUGGCGACGGCAGCAGCCAGCAUACGAGAUGCCGUGCUGGCAGGCAUCACACGCCUUAAGAGUCGCGGCCUCGCCUCCUCUUACGCUGGCGGCGAUGUGGACGGGGAAUCCUUUGUGCUCGCCGUGCCUGGCGGCGUCAUCCCCGUGACCGCCAAGGCCGCCGCGGCGGUGCUACUGCUGCUGGUGUCGCUGCUGGUGUUGAGCGCUUCCGGCUACAGCCUUGCGCGUGCCACAAAGCGUGCUGAGGCGGCUUUGCGCUCGGAGCUGGCAGACCUGGGCAGCGGCAUGGAAGCCGCGUUGGAGGCGUCGGAGAGCCUGGCGGCGGAGGUACGGUCGCUACGGCGCGCUCUAGAGGCCCGCGAUGCCGUACAAAGUAUCGUACAGGGUGGCGAUGGCGAUGGCGGUGGCGGUGGCGGUAAGGAUUCAGGCAGCGGCGCCGGACUGGGAACUGGCGUCGCUGGUUCGUUGGCGACGGCGGGUGGUACGGCACCAGUGACAUCGGGGGAGCUUGUUGGCUUGGAGGCCGUCGGCGGCGGCGGCCUGGACCUGCAGGGUCUGCCGGCGUGCCAUGUGCGGCGGCUGGCAGCGGCGGCGGGGCCGCUCCUGGCGGCGCGCGUGACACGUCACUCGGCAGUGAUUGGCGAUGAGGAGGCUUUGAUGAGGUUCCACUCCCUUAUGUCGCAUGUCUUUGUGCCGGAAGGCUCGCCGCGGGUCCACCCCUUGGCCCGCCACCUCACCAACCCGGCGGUGCCGCCCGUCUGCCUGCCGCUAGCCGCCGCCACCGACGCGGCUGCCGCCGCCAGCGGCAGGGGAGCCGGCGGCGGCGGCGGCGGCGCUGGGGCUGGCCCCUUCCUGGAGCUGCUGCUGCUGACUCCCGCCAACGUAUCCGCCGUCAGCUUUCAGUACCCGUCGUACGGCACAUGGGACACGACCUCGGCACUGCUGCAGCUCUCCGCGACGGUGCAUGAAGCACCUGUAGCCGGUCCUGCUGGCGGCGGCGGUGCGGUGGCGGCGCAGCCGCUGCAGCAGUCACAGCCGCCGCCGCCGCUGCCGCUGCUUGGCGGCAUUCGAGGGCUGCGUUCGCGGCACGUGGAGCUUCCGCCUCUGCGCGGGAUGGAAUGCCAACACGUCACCAUACCGCCGCCGCAGCCGGCACCGUCAUCGACGGCGUCAGUAGCUGCGGGUUACCAUGGCGGCGGCGGCGGUGGCGGCGGUGGCUCGCAGAUGCGGGUGUACGGCAUUACGCUGCAGGUACACAGCAACUUUGGGAACCCGGACUACAGCUGCAUGCCCCGGGUGUUGUUGCACGGCUGGGCCGCGUAA
Messenger RNA from Volvox carteri f. nagariensis, 1866 nucleotides. RefSeq lists its product as uncharacterized. NCBI's taxonomy places the organism in Eukaryota, Viridiplantae, Chlorophyta, Chlorophyceae, Chlamydomonadales, Volvocaceae. Bases 1 to 1866 code for a protein of 621 amino acids. The record is from RefSeq and is a predicted model, not a curated record. The transcript has 3 exons.